Ictalurus furcatus (blue catfish) is the source of this 3263-nucleotide messenger RNA. Its product is annotated as B-cadherin. The record is from RefSeq and is a predicted model, not a curated record. Gene Ontology annotation, cellular component: catenin complex; adherens junction; plasma membrane. The transcript is spliced from 16 exons. Gene Ontology annotation, biological process: multicellular organism development; calcium-dependent cell-cell adhesion; cell-cell junction assembly. Bases 231 to 2897 code for a protein of 888 amino acids. Gene Ontology annotation, molecular function: cadherin binding; calcium ion binding. Lineage: Eukaryota; Metazoa; Chordata; Actinopteri; Siluriformes; Ictaluridae.
AGAUAUUACCUGGCCGGUGGGCGGAGCUUUGAGGCAAGUGUCCAUAUUUGGAGCGCGCGCGAGCGGAUGGGCGAGGUCACCUGGUUGCGGCUGCGUCACCGCCGAAACUACCUGCUGAAACUCAUUUCCUCCCGUCGACACAGACAAGUUUAAAAUCUUCACGCAGUCGCGGCGCACUUUGGUCUCUCAAAUUGGAAGGAUUACAUUUUUUAUUUUUUAUUCUGCGUCGAAUGGAGACUAAAUGGGACACACGGUUGGGAGUUCUGUUUGUUUUACUGCAGGUCCUUUGCGGUGGAUCUGUGGAGUCGACGCCAUGUUCCCCUGGCUUUGCUUCUGAUCUUUUCCUCCUCAGAGUUCACAGAGAACACCUGCACAAGGGCUCAAGGAUCGGCACAGUUGUUUUCAACGACUGCGGUGGAAGAACACGGACCAUCUUUGACUCUGCUGAUGCGAGGUUUCAUGUAAACUCUGAUGGCACAGUAAAGCUGAAGAGACCGGUCACUCUUCAUGAUGGCCAUAAGAUGUUCUCGAUCCAUGCUUGGGACUCCAGAGGACAGAAACACACUGCGUAUGUGAGAGUGGAACAUCAGGGCCGGGCCGGCCACCAUCAUGGGCAGCAGGAAGAAGAUUGGGCAGUUGAGCCUGUGCAGACUGAAUCCCCCUCAGCUCUCUUAGUUCUGGAGUUUCCAAAAUCAGGUGGGUUGCGGAGGAGAAAAAGAGAGUGGGUGAUUCCUCCAGUCUCAAUCGCAGAGAAUUCAAAAGGCCCUUUCCCCUUGAGGAUGGUGCAGAUUAAGUCCAGUUAUGCCAAAGAAACAAAGAUGGUGUACAGUAUCAGUGGUGAAGGAGCAGACCGGCCUCCAAUGGGACUUUUCACAAUAGACAAAAACACUGGAGAGCUCUAUGUGUCAAGGCCUCUAGACAGGGAAGAAAAAGAUCAAUAUGAGCUGCAAGCCCUUGCUAGAUCAGCUACUGAUUCGAACAUUGGAGAACCUCCCAUGGAAGUUAUAGUCGUAGUGACGGACCAGAAUGAUAACCAUCCUAUCUUCACCCAAAAUCCAUUCAUCGGGAGUGUACCAGAAGCUUCAAAAAUAGGAUUCGAGUUCAUGACCGUCACUGCCACUGAUGCAGACGAUCCAAACACCUACAACGCUGAUGUCAGGUACUCCAUCAUCAGUCAGAUUCCAACAAAUCCAAGUCCAAACAUGUUUGCGAUCAACCCGAUCACUGGAGCGAUUCGAGUGAAUGCUGAUGGCCUGGACAGAGAGGUAAAUCCUGAAUAUACUUUGGAGAUUCAAGCAGCAGAUAUGCAGGGGGAUGGCCGCCCAGUAAUCGGAAAAGCUAUAAUUACUGUAACAGACAGCAACGACAAUGCACCUCAAUUUCUGAAAAACUUGUACAAUGUGUCUGUCCCAGAGGAUAAAGUGGGAGCUUUGGUGGUGAAAAUGUCAGUGACUGACAAUGAUGAACCACAGUCAUCUGCCUGGGCAGCAAAGUUUAAGAUUGUUAGUGGAAACAGUGGUGGACUUUUCAACAUUAGCACAGGACCAAACAAACAAGAGGGCAUCAUUACUACUGUGAAGCCAUUGGACUUUGAGAACAACAACAAAUACACACUGCUAGUAGCUGUGGAAAACGAGGUUCCAUUUGCUAAACCUUUGCCUACUUCUACUGCCACGGUCAUUGUAAAUGUUAUCGACGUGAACGAGGCUCCAGUGUUCGACCCAGUGGAGAAGUUCAUUUCCAAACCGGAAGAUGCAGCGAUUGAUAGUGAACUGACCGUGUACACUGCCACUGAUCCGGACACUGGGAAGUCCCAGAAAGUGACGUAUCGUAUAGGCAGUGAUCCUGCUGGCUGGCUUAAAAUUGUAAACCCUGACAUUGGACGAAUCACAGUCAGGAGUCUUUUGGACAGAGAAUCUCCUUAUGUGAAAGAUGGCAAAUACAGAGCCCUAAUCCUAGCUGUGGAUAAUGAUGACCUUCCAGCAACUGGUACUGGUACCCUUGUAAUUGAGUUGCAGGAUGUGAACGAUAAUGGUCCAAUAAUUGAAGACCGGGUCAUCAAAAUAUGUAAUAAGGAUUCAUCUCCACUGGUCCUGUCUGUGACUGAUAAGGAUGGGCCUGGCUUUGGUGCUCCUUUUAGUGUGUUGCUGCAAGGAGAUGGCAAGAACAAUUGGACUGCCAGGAUGAACGAUACAAAAACAGGGAUUAUACUUUCACUUAAGACUCCACUCGAGCAGGGAGAGUACAAUAUUAUUCUGAGGGUGUUCGACAACAGCCAACUCUCCCAAGACAACACUGUCCAGGCCACUGUAUGCGACUGCACAGGAGAUGAAGCAUUAUGCUCGGACAAAUCCGUAGCAGGAUUUGGCCUCUCCGGGGUGCUUGGAAUUUUGGGGGCUAUUUUGGCUCUGUUGUUGCUGGUCCUCCUGCUGCUUCUGUUCCUUCGAAGAAAAGGCACCAAGAAGGAGCAGCCCCUCAUCAAUGAUGAUGAUAUUCGUGACAACGUGUACUAUUAUGAUGAAGAGGGUGGUGGAGAGGAUGAUCAGGACUACGACCUAAGUGUUCUGCACAGGGGCCUCGACAACCGCCCUGAUGUGUUCCGUAAUGAUGUGGUUCCCACCUUUAUGCCUGCUCCACAAUAUCGGCCACGGCCUGCAAACCCAGAGGAGAUUGGCACCUUCAUUGAUGAUAACUUGAAGGCGGCGGAUAAUGACCCCACAGCUCCCCCCUAUGAUUCCCUGCUGGUGUUUGAUUAUGAGGGUGGUGGAUCAGAGGCAGGAUCCCUCAGCUCCCUGAACUCCUCCAGCUCUGGUGAUCAGGACUAUGACCGUCUCAGUGAGUGGGGACCACGCUUCAAGAAACUUGCUGAUAUGUAUGGAGGUGGAGAGGAUGAUUAAGGACUGGGAAAGUCUGGUGAGGCAUGAAGCACAAGGAUGGAUGUAAAUAUGGGACAGUUUUAGUUUCCAUGUUAGCUUGUGAGUAAAAUUGGAACAGCACUGGUCAAAAGCCAUCGCUGAAAGAAUUGCAUUUUUUUUUUGUGGAUCAUUUAUUAUUGGAUGACCUUUACUGCAUGGUUUUCAAAGCACUGAGGUACAAUGUUUAACCAUCAAUAAAGUUUCAUGAAGUGUUAGUACCCCAUUUGGUUUUUAAUGGUUUUUAGAUAAUAAAAAUAUUUGUCAUGCCAUGUAACUUGUUCUUUCUGUAUAGACUUUGUUGUAUGUAUGCGUUUCACUUUUUUUAUAUAAAAUUUUAUAUACUGUGUA